AUGUAUCAUCCAAAGAAUGUUCCUAAUUCGAGUUUAAUUGGAAGCAAUUCAUUAGUUCAUGAUCAGAACAUAGAUUGUGGUAGGAGCACAAUGGAUCCAGGUAGUGGAGGAAACAGUCUUGCCAACAACUCAAAACAACGUUUGCGCUGGACACAUGAGCUACAUGAACGCUUUGUUGAUGCUGUGGCUCAACUUGGCGGGCCUGAUCGUGCCACACCUAAAGGUGUUCUCAGAGUUAUGGGUGUACAAGGCUUAACCAUUUACCAUGUUAAGAGCCAUUUGCAGAAAUACCGACUAGCAAAAUACUUACCUGACUCCUCGUCCGAUGAAGGGAAAAAAGCCGACAAGAAAGAAACCGGGGAUAUGCUUUCCAGUCUAGAUGGUUCAUCGGGAAUGCAAAUUAAUGAAGCACUAAAGCUUCAAAUGGAGGUGCAGAAGCGUCUACAUGAACAAUUAGAGGUGCAGAGACAGCUGCAGUUAAGGAUAGAAGCUCAAGGAAAAUAUUUGAAAAAGAUAAUCGAAGAGCAACAGCGACUCAGCGGGGUUCUUUCAGAAGCACCCGGCUCUGGUAUUGCAGCACCAACUCCAGGAGAUAUGUGCCAACAAGAACUUGACAAUAAGACUGAACCAGCAACCCCCGACCCAGAAAAAGCUGCUAAAGAUCACGCACCAGCAAAGAGUCUUUCAGUCGAAUCUUUUUCAUCUCACCACGAACCGAUGACGCCAGAUUCCGGUUGCCAAGUCGGUUCUCCUUCUGACAGUCCUAAUGGCGAGAGAUCAACUAAAAAGCAACGAGUAAGUGUGGAAGGAGAGUAUUCAAAUCCAGACAUGAUGCUUCCACAUCAGAUACUGGAGUCAAGCAUGCCGUCAUACCAGCAACCUGUUUUCCUUAGCCGAGAUCACUUUGAUUCUGCUUUAGGUAUGUCUACAAGAAGUGGCGAGGAAUUGGACAAGCUUGGUGGUGGCAGGAAUAUGUGA
Lathyrus sativus (Indian pea) is the source of this 978-nucleotide messenger RNA. The record is from the annotation of a GenBank genome assembly. Lineage: Eukaryota; Viridiplantae; Streptophyta; Magnoliopsida; Fabales; Fabaceae.